CAUUGCCCCGGGCUCUUCGAAGGAGAUGUCAGCGCAAAGCCAGGAAAAUAAGUCAAUGAAAAUGAGCCUGUCGCUAGCGCAUGCACCCCCGCAGCCUGGAGAAUCCACCAGCAGCCAAGUGUGUUUCUUAUUGCAGCGUUGAGUCACCAGCCAGACUGGCCCGAGGUGAGCCAGGCACAUCCGCGUUAGAACUCAGACACGCCUUCUUCUCACACAAACCUUCCCGAUCCCGGCCUCCAGGGCGGACUCCAGGGUGGUGCUACCAGCUCUGGCACUUGCAGUCCCGACAGGCAGAGGCUGGGGACUGCCCGGCCUUGCACCUAUCCGGAGCCACAGGUUGCGGACGCAGGGAGCCGAGCCCAUGACCGUGGCUCUGUGAGGCUGCCGGUGGCUGCUGGCGGGUCCCGGAGCUCCGGAAGGACCGGGCCCAGAAACCUCACACCAGCGCCCUCGCUGCCGCCGUUCCGUGGGCUGGCCCGCCAAGACCAUCACUAUGACUGAUGGAGACUAUGAUUAUCUGAUUAAACUCCUGGCCCUUGGAGACUCAGGAGUAGGGAAGACGACAUUUCUUUACAGAUACACAGACAAUAAGUUCAAUCCCAAAUUCAUCACUACAGUGGGAAUAGAUUUUCGGGAAAAACGUGUGGUUUACGACACACCAGGAGCAGAUGGGUCUUCAGGGAAGGCGUUUAAGGUACACCUGCAGCUUUGGGACACUGCUGGACAAGAGCGGUUCCGGAGCCUCACCACAGCCUUUUUCAGAGACGCCAUGGGCUUCUUAUUGAUGUUUGAUCUCACCAGUCAACAGAGCUUCUUGAACGUCAGAAACUGGAUGAGCCAGCUGCAAGCAAAUGCUUACUGUGAAAACCCAGAUAUAGUAUUAAUUGGCAACAAGGCUGACCUGCCAGACCAAAGGGAAGUCAAUGAACGGCAAGCACGGGAGCUGGCUGAAAAAUACGGCAUACCAUACUUUGAAACAAGUGCAGCGACAGGGCAGAAUGUAGAGAAGUCUGUGGAGACCCUUCUGGACUUAAUAAUGAAGAGAAUGGAGCAAUGUGUAGAGAAGACACAGGUUCUGGACACUGUCAAUGGUGGAAAUUCUGGAAAGCUGGAUGGUGGAAAGCCUGCAGAAAAGAAGUGUGCCUGCUAGACACUCAGAGGAACCAGUGGUGGAGAGCCAACCCAAACCCUCUGCCCUGAAACAGUGGCGAACCACAGCGUUGUUCUUGAGUAGGUCAUGAACAGUGGCAUGUCUUUCUCCUCCCACCCCAAUCUAUUUUAAUAAAGCCAAAUAGUCGAUAGUGUUAAAAGAACUGUACUGUUAACCUGACUCCCUUCCAAACCAAAAACAAUCAAAGUUUUCCUAAGGUGUUCUCACUACUGUGAAUGCUCAGUUGUAUUUUUAUAAACUUGUGUAUAUGAAAAGAAGUAUUAGUGAGUUUUAAAUGAAAGCACAUAUUACUGUCAACCUGGAGAAAGGAAUAGGCUAACUAAAAGGAGAAUAUGAAUGAGAAUUUGAAAGGAUGAUUUCUGUUUGCAUCUACUUGUGUGGAGCAUGAUUCAUACUUCUAUCUUUGCAUUGGGGAAGACAUAUUCCUAAAAAUGGAUACAUAGCAAAGACUUCUGUGUGGCUUAUUAAGGAUGAUUGUGUAUUCCCAAUAACUUGUACCAAGUGACUGAUAAGAUUGUGGGUGGGUAAAUGGUAGGCUUCUGUAGGAAACUGUGUAAUAGUGCCAUAUCUAUAUUCCUAAUAAAUAACAGAGAGACAAGAACAGGACUGUAGAUGGAGAAGUCUAAGGGACAUUCCCUGCAGGAAAAUGAAACAUGGGAAUAUGGCAUUUGAACAGGUUAAAUUAAUUACUUAGCCAAAUAUCACUGAAGCAGUUUACAAGCUAGUAUCACCAGUUGGGACUGGCAAUGCCUUUAGAGGCUACAAUUCAAAUGAUUUGAAACCUCAGCAUUGCUUCUGAUGGUGCCCAAGUUCACACUUUAUUUUUACUUUUUAUCAAAUUCUUUUGAGUCACAAGAAAAAAAAUUAAGCAUUUAUUGUAUAUAUAUUACAAAUGUAGUAAAGCAAACUUAAGAUUCAGUCUUAAAGUUUCUAAGUAUAAAAUUUGUUGGUGGUAGAAAACAAAGAGUGAUUAUAAGUUAUGGCUUUGGCUUCAUUUCAGAAAAGCGCUGGAAAUUCUAAAUUGUAUUUUCCCUCUAAGCCAUCUCACCCCUGCAUCGAAGCAGUUACAGAAAUGAAGGUGUGUUCAUAGAUCAAUAACUUCAAAAUAAUUAUGGACUAAUAACUAUGGUUGCCCUGAAUUUUCAUGGUAUCAAUCACAAAAAUAUGGUGAUGCUUCAUUCUUUAUUAUCAAGUCUUUACCUUGUCUGGAGAAAAAAACAAUAACUGUAGUUGAGAUGUACUUGAGGAAAUAGCCAAGAUGGAUCUGGGUUCCAUCUCACUAAAACUAUAGUCAGUUAUUUUUCCUGAAAUCUGUCUUUUCUUUCUAGAAUUAACCACAGAAUUAUUUCCCACUGACUUGUUGUUAUCACUGUAAAACCUCAUAUUGUAUUAGUUUUCCUAAUCUUCAUUUGUGGUACAUAUAAGUCAAUCUUAUCAAAGUGGCAUUUCAACAUGUUGAUCAAUUUUACCAAUAGCAAAAACAAUAUACUCUUAACAACGACAAAUUGUUUCCAAGCUUUCUGUUUUUAUAGUGAGCUUACCAUUUGUGAAAGGAUAAUUUCUCUUCCUUUAAAAUGUUUUCAACCUCAAACUUUUGCACACCUUGACUCCUUUAAAAGUAACAAACAUUGCAAAACAAAAUUCCAGUGCCACAGUCAGCCUCUUUCUGUUAACCUCCAUCUGAUGUAGAGUCAGUUUCAGCAACACAAACAGGCCCAAGGAUAUGUCUACAUAAACUGUUUUGAAGAGAAGUUGGAUCCAGAGUUGUGCCAACUAACCAACACGCUUCAGAAGCUUAGAUGGGAUUCGCCCUGGUACAGGUCUCAGUGUCCACAGCUCAGCACUCCAGCAUGUACUGUUGCCUCUAAGUUGGUAUUCCCUUCAAUUCCCAACAUCUGGGAUGCUCUUUAGGAUCACAGUGUCUGCACCAUAAAUGUAGAAAGCUAACAGUCAAUUUUUGUAGCAUGUCUUCUGGAAGGAAAGUGGAAAGAAAUGACCAUGGCUAUGACAAAAUCUGGUGAAUAUCUUGAGGUCAAUAUAUUUCUUAUUUUGAAUUGAAAUCAUACCAAUAUGAUGGUUGAGUCCUAUGAUGGUGAAAGAAUUUUUAGCUUUCCAUCUUUGAGUUUAUCGUUGUGUUCUAGUUACAUUUUUAGUUUGCUUAUACCGAGAUUAGCAAGAUUCUUUCAUCUUCAGAAUAAAGAUUUUUCAGAACCCAUUUUAAGAGCAUCAUUAAUAACUGUAGCAUGAAACAAAAGGGGCAAAGAUACCUGUAAAUAUGGGAAUGUGCUUAUAAGAGUAAUAGGUAUUGGAUAAUAAACUCAAGAGGGUUGACCUUCUAAACUGCCAAUGAAAAUAUUCUACUUACAAACACUUGGUCUAGAAAUAUUCCUGUCUGUAAACUUUGGCAUCUGACGUCGAAAUCUGUUUGAACACUGUUAGAAAUGUAUUCUCUUGUGAUUUCCAGAUUCUGGUUCUGUAUACUUCAUCAUAGAAUUGAUCUGGUGUCACGAACAUUCUACUUUAAAGAGCUGCAUAUCUCUUUUAUCCCACCACAACAUCUAUAUUUUUAGCUAAGAUGUCUUCUGUUAAUAAUGACCUCCCAAAUGCUUUUUAGUGAACUAUAUUGUAUUUUUGAGAAGUAUAUAUUGUAGGGACACUUCUUUCUGAUACCAGCCCACAUCUAGCGUGUUUACACUGGUUUUGAUGUUUACAGUGUCUGAACUCAGUGCCUCAAACACCUCUGUAACCAGUUCUGUCUCCAACCACAUAACUUGUUUUCUCUAAUCUUAGGUCUCUGAAGGCCCUCACAGAGACAAUAAUAUGGCAGAGAUCCAUCUGAUAUUGUUAGGAAAGGAUGUAAGAGCAUGAUUGGGAUCUGGAGAGCACUGCAAUCUGUUACUAUCAUGUCGCUGAUUAGAAAUGUCUUGAGAGUUAGCUACAAAUGGGUACAAUGCUAUUUUUAAUUUUAUACGAGAAUGCUCUUCUGAAAAAUAUACGAAACAGUGAAGAGAAGAUAAUUUGGUCUUGGUCUGCUUGUGGUAACAAGCCAUGACUAAGUGAAGAAAAUACUCUAUGUUGGGAAAUAAGCUUCUAUCUCUCUAUGAUGGUUUCAAGCUUCAUAAUUUACUAUGUUAGCCAAUUUCCUUUUAAUUUACUGCAAAAAAAAAUCCCACCAAAACUAGCAUUUUAAAGUUUAUCUGUUAAUUUUUAAUUGUCUGGGACAAUCUAUGCAUCAGUGGAUGACUCUAUUUUACUCUAAUGUUAUUGUUUGCCAAACUGUAUAGAUAACACGACUGGGAAGGGGUUAUUCUAAUCAAUGUUUUGUUGUCCUUUGUAUCAAAAAAAUAAAAUAAUGAAUUUGACUAUAAGUGACAACAUAAAAAUUCUGUAAUCACAGUCUCAUUACAAAGACAUUUAAGGUCCAGGUUGAGCCUACCAGGAAUUGGCAGAUUUUAUGAGGCUUUAUCUUUAUCUUCUCUGUAGUAUCCAAGGGCCCCAGUUAGAGGCAGCUCUGUGUGGAGAUACAGUGUGUGCUUAGACAAGGAACAACCGGAGCCCGCCUGUGAAGGGGACCAUUCACUCUUCUGUGCCUCUAUUCUCUUAAGAAAGAAAAAAAAUAUGCCUUCCUUGCUGUGUAUAACACCAAUUUUGAGGACAAACUGUCAUUCAUAGAGGAUUUUAUAGUUAUAUUCCAACACUCAACCUAUAAAGAAGUAACAUUUUGAGUCUCUGGUUCCCUGAACUGUGUAGUAACUUCAUAAAAAGUGUGGAGAUAUACAAACUCAAACAUAGGGCCCCUGAGUAGUAUGUUUGAGGACUUUGAUUUGGUCCUCAGGCAACAGCGAGGGAGUAGGGUUGAGGAGGAGCUAAUUUUAACCAAAGUGAUAGAAAACUUGAAUUUUGUCUUCUACUGCCAAGCUUUAUAAAGUUGAAAAUGGCCUAGUAAGUCUCAAUAUUUUAAAGAAAGCUUUAUCAGUCUUAAAGUUGCCAAGAAACUAGCCAUGGUUGCCUAAGAAUUUAGUCUAUUCUACUUCCUUCUUGAUAUUUGACCACAGUGAUGUCAGCUCAUUUCUGAGGUGACUUUGAAGAGCUGAGACAUGACAACUGAGCAUUAGGUAGUAAUCAAGUGUUAUUUCAAUGCUUGGAGCUGCCUGUCUCAUAGUGUAGAAAUCAUAAACACUGCUGGGCAUAGAAAAGACUUCAAAAUUACUGUCAUUGAAUUCUUGAAUGUGUCCAACAACAAUUACAUUAAUGAUCAAAUACUAUGAAUAUAAAUAAGAGUGAUAAGCUAGCAAAGUCAGGCCACUCAAUAUAGAAGAACAUGAAGAAGGCCAUAGGUUGACUUAGGUAGAGAAAGAAAACAUUUAUCAUUUUAAAACUAAAUCCAUGGAAAUAGUUCUUCAUUAUUCUUAUCUGCUUAGUAGAAUUUAUGCCCUUCUAACUACACAAAGAAAAAUAUAUGACUGCCAAACAUUUAAGGUACAUAGAAAUUUUUUAUUUUGUUUUUUUUUUUGUUUUUGUUUUUACUUUUGUUUUGAGAAAGGGUUUCUCUGUGUAGCCCUGGCUUAUCUGGACUCACUUCGUAGACCAGGCUGGCCUUGAACUCAGAGAGAUCUGCCUGCCUCAGCCUUCCUGAGUGCUGUGAUUACAGGUGUGCACCACCAUGCCUGGCUGAAAUAUUUUAUUUACUGCAUAUGCAUAUGAUUUUCUUAAUAAAGCAUACUUUUCAAGCAGUAACAUUUAAAGACUUUACUGCAGCUUUUUUUUGUACCAACAGUUUAUGACUGAGAUGUUUUGUAAUUUCAUAUAUGAAAAGAUUAUUAACAAAAAAUUAAGGAGCAACCAACCAAUAUUAAACAGUACCAAAAUGGUGGAACCAUUUAAAAGGAUGCCAAUUUUUUAGGGAUCACCUAUAGUUUAAAUUUGCUUUUCUGCUUCCUUUCUGUGAGGUCGUGAGUGUUGUGGUUAGCACCUCUCAGCUGACUUGAUUUCUCAAGAUCUUUAGUAAGUAUUACAGGAGCCAGAUUAUCUGGCCUUCACUAAAUGGGGCCCCUAUUUAACCAGCAACUGUUGUCCUCACGUCAAACACUGUAUAAUAAGGGGCUCAGUAAUGUAUGCUUAUCAUUUCAGUCCAUGUGAUUCUUGUUCCCAGAUGCUCUUUAAUAGAGAAAGGGAAAUACCCAAAAAUGACAACUUAAGGACCAUGUGGCUUAACAAACUUUAAGUAGCUCAUAAGAUUCAAAAGAAAAGUACCACAGAAACUGGUUCCUUUCAUAAAAAGACACCAUUAGCAUAAAUUAAGAAUAAUAAAUUUGCUCCUAGGUUGGGUCACUUGUCCUGAUAAGAUGUAUAGCAGGGCCAUCACAGUAAGGGUAUUAGGACUGCUAAAUGGACAGGAAGUCACCUUCAGGUUGCUGCAUUUGAUUGACCAUGUAUAGUGUAUCUUACUGUUGAAAAAAUAUGAACUCUGUUUCAAUUAAUGUGUCAUCUUGUAUUUCUUUCAAGGAAAUUUAUUAUGUUCUAUGUAGGAUAUUACAAGUUGGUUAAAAUCUCAUGUACAAAUAAAAUUUCAUGUCUAAAAGACUCUUGUAUUUGAACGUAAGAAAAAGUAAAUUAUCCUGCUUUACAUUACGUGCUGAGAGUAGACUUUCUCACAACACUGACGUGCUCUGUGGUAUCUCAAGAGCUUAUCUUCCGGUAACACCAUCCAUCUUUUUAACCUGAGCAUGUUUGUUUCAUCUGCUUUCUAUACUGAUCCCAGUGUUGUCUAAUGCUUUAAGUGUAACUUAAGACUUUGAGUGUGAUGAUUCAAUGUGUUCCUGAACAGGCUGUGGUUCCUGACAAACACUGUCAGGUCAUUGCUUGUAUCAAUGUUCCAGUGGCCUCAGAAAUCAUAGCAUCCCAUGAUUUUGUGGUGUCCGGGUUUGCACAGUACUGUUGACAACUGUACCUAGUGAUUGUUACUGCACACUUUUCCAAUAAAAACAUGUUUUUAUCAA
Messenger RNA from Meriones unguiculatus (Mongolian gerbil), 7170 nucleotides. It is a transcript of the gene Rab27b, whose product is annotated as RAB27B, member RAS oncogene family. Gene Ontology annotation, biological process: positive regulation of exocytosis; melanosome transport. NCBI's taxonomy places the organism in Eukaryota, Metazoa, Chordata, Mammalia, Rodentia, Muridae. Gene Ontology annotation, molecular function: GTP binding; GTPase activity. Bases 494 to 1150 code for a protein of 218 amino acids. Gene Ontology annotation, cellular component: melanosome; secretory granule. The transcript is spliced from 6 exons. The record is from RefSeq and is a predicted model, not a curated record.